CAGAUUGUUGCCAUACAUACAUGAUAGGAACACGAACGCUGGUUUUGAUUUCAUCUUCUUCUUCAGCUUCAACAGAUAUCCACGUCCAGGUUCCUGUGUAGUCAGGCCCUGACCAUCUCUCCGAGAAGAUGAACUGGGGGGCCUUAGAGUCCCUCCUCACGGGGGUGAACAAGUACUCCACCGUGUUUGGGCGCGUCUGGCUCUCCAUGGUGUUCGUCUUCAGGGUCCUGGUGUUCGUGGUGGCUGCCCAGCGCGUGUGGGGCGACGAGAACAAGGACUUUGUGUGCAACACGCUGCAGCCGGGCUGCUCCAACGUCUGCUACGACCACUACUUCCCCAUCUCCCACAUCCGCCUGUGGGCCCUGCAGCUGAUCUUCGUCACCUGCCCGUCACUGCUGGUGGUGGGACACGUCAAGUGGCGCGAGCAGAAGGAUCUCAAGUACACCACCAGCCACAAGGGGGCGCACUUGUAUGCCAACCCGGGGAAGAAACGCGGCGGACUGUGGUGGACGUACCUGCUGAGCCUGAUACUGAAGGCCGGCUUUGACGUUGGCUUCCUCUACAUCCUCUAUCACAUCUACGAUGGCUACGACAUGCCCAAACUCUCCAAGUGCAACCUGGCGCCGUGUCCGAAUGUGGUGGACUGCUACAUCUCUCGUCCCACGGAGAAGAAGAUCUUCACGAUCUUCAUGGUGGUGUCGGCGUGCGUCUGCGUGGCCAUGUGCAUCUGCGAGAUGGUCUACCUGGUCUGCAAGAGGAUUCAAAAACUGUUCGUCAAACACAAGAAGAACCGCCAGGAGAUGUUUGCUGAGAGCCACGAGCUCGGCGAGCUCGCACCGCCCAGGAGCACUCGGUACAAGCGGUCCGACCCAACCGCCUCCAGGGCCCCGUCCCGAGGCCCAUCCAGAGCUCCAUCCAGAACCUCGGUCCACAACCUCCACAACGCAAAGCAGGAGGAGGCCGCCGCCACAGCAGAGAAGGGGAAGAACUAAACCACAUGGCGGCUGGCAUCAGGGUGGAUCUGGCCCGGAUUGUACCCGCAUUCAGCGCCGAUACGGGGCAGCUCAGAUCCAUCCUACAGACAGCUGCUUUCUGGACCGGACAGGUGGUCCUUGUGUUUGUUUGGGCCUCUGUCUCAAUCCUGCACUUUAAUUGGCCAAUGAGAGGACUUUUUACUGACUGGAGAUGACCCUCACCUCCAUUAAAGGGACGAUGAAACAGGUUUCUCCGCUAAGUGGAGGUCCCCGGUCUAGCCAUGUUCUCCUAACCCCAAAUCAUAAUCGACAACAAACACACACACUCAGUGGUGGAGGAAGUACUGAAACUCAGUACUUAAGUACUGACAACAAACGUGUUUG
Molecule: messenger RNA, 1358 nt
Organism: Alosa alosa (allis shad)
Lineage: Eukaryota; Metazoa; Chordata; Actinopteri; Clupeiformes; Clupeidae
Product: gap junction beta-4 protein-like
Exons: 2
Coding region: 129-992 (287 amino acids)
Biological process (GO): cell communication
Cellular component (GO): connexin complex
Source: RefSeq, a predicted model, not a curated record